AUGGAAUUCGAUGAACUAAAUAUUGAUGAUUCUUUGGUACAAGCAUGCCAAAGAAAUGGAAUUACUAGGCCUACGGAAAUUCAGAAGCAGGUAAUUCCUAUGGUACUUGGAGGAAACGACAUUAUAGCUGUUUCGCAGACGGGGUCGGGAAAGACCCUUGCAUUUGUUCUUCCAAUAGUGUCACGCCUUCUGCUGAAGAACAGAUCUUUUUUCUGUCUAGUGGUUGCUCCAACAAGGGAAUUGUCUUCGCAAAUUGCCGAAUGCUUUAAUAUGUUUGGAUCCACAGGCCUGAGGGUUUGCUUACUUGUUGGAGGGACUAAUUUUAAUCUUCAGGCCAAUCAGCUUUCCAAGCAUCCUCAUAUUGUUGUUGGGACACCGGGAAGAAUAGCUGAACAUAUUCUAAAGACCAAGUCAUUCAAAGCAGAAAGAAUAAGGAAACUUGUGCUUGAUGAGGCAGAUCGAUUCUUCGAACAAGACUUUGUAGAGGAUUUGGAAACCAUUAUCCGAAGCUUGAGAGAGAAGAGACAGACACUCCUCUUUACGGCGACAAUGUCUAAUGAAAUAUCCAAGUUGUCCAGUUCGAUACUUAUAAAGCCCAAGACCAUUCGUGUAGUAGAAGGAUAUGAAACGGUUUCUGCUUUGAAAGAAUACUAUUUCUUCACAGCAAUGAAAUGGAAGAGUUCUGCCUUGGUUGAAUUCCUUGAGAUGAAUCCAGGUGCAUCUACUAUUGUAUUUGUAUCAAUGUGCAUAACUGCUCGAGUAAUGUCUCUGGCGCUGAGUAAGCUUGGAUUCCAUUCGGAAGCACUCUAUGGGGAAUUGAGCCAGGAAAAAAGAGAAGAAACCAUGAGGAUGUUCAAGGAGAAUAAGUUCAGCGUCCUUGUUUGCACCGAUGUUGGGAGCAGAGGAUUGGAUAUAAGCCAUGUAGACUUGGUGAUAAACUUCGAUGUUCCAAAGAGUGGAAAGGACUAUGUUCACCGUGUUGGAAGAACUGCUAGAGCAGGAAGGGCAGGAACAGCUAUUACGCUCGUGACUCAAUACGAUGUUGAACAACUUCAGAGAGUGGAAUUUGUGCUGAAGAAGAGUCUAGAAGAAUUUAAACCGGUAAAGAAGAACUUCGAAUCAAUACGCGAGAAGGUUGAAGAAACUAUCCAAGAAGCCCAGGAGAUUCUCAAGGGGGAAAGAAAAAGAAAUAGAAGACAUUGA
Molecule: messenger RNA, 1203 nt
Organism: Encephalitozoon intestinalis ATCC 50506
Lineage: Eukaryota; Fungi; Microsporidia; Unikaryonidae
Product: ATP-dependent RNA helicase
Exons: 1
Coding region: 1-1203 (400 amino acids)
Molecular function (GO): RNA helicase activity; ATP binding; nucleic acid binding
Source: RefSeq, a predicted model, not a curated record